AUGUUCACAGAUCAACAAAAAAUUGGAGCAAUGCUCUCAGCCAUUGGUUUAUUCUUUGGAUUUUUAGGGGUUUUAUUAUUUUUAGAUAGAGGUUUAUUAGCUUUAGGCAACAUUUUACUUGUUUCAGGUAUAUUUUUAAUUUUAGGUUUUAAUAAAACAUUAAACUUCUUUGGUCAAAGAAAAAAGAUUAGAGGUACCAUUUUAUUCUUUUUAGGUAUUAUUGUAUUAUUAGCAACUAGAUGGACAUUUGUCGGAAUGCUUGUUGAACUCUUUGGUUUUGUUAAUUUAUUUGGUGACGCAUUCCCAAUUAUUAUUUCAAUUUUAAGAAAAUUACCAAUCAUUGGUAAUAUCCUUAACCACCCAAUCGUUAAUAAAGUACUUCAAAAAGCAGAUUCUGGUAACGAAUUACCAUUUUAA
Molecule: messenger RNA, 417 nt
Organism: Dictyostelium purpureum
Lineage: Eukaryota; Evosea; Eumycetozoa; Dictyosteliales; Dictyosteliaceae
Exons: 4
Coding region: 1-417 (138 amino acids)
Biological process (GO): retrograde transport, endosome to Golgi; endoplasmic reticulum to Golgi vesicle-mediated transport
Cellular component (GO): endoplasmic reticulum; membrane
Source: RefSeq, a predicted model, not a curated record